Messenger RNA from Phaeodactylum tricornutum CCAP 1055/1, 2547 nucleotides. RefSeq lists its product with no specific name. Gene Ontology annotation, biological process: protein phosphorylation. The coding region runs from base 1 to 2547 and encodes 848 amino acids. Gene Ontology annotation, molecular function: ATP binding; protein kinase activity. The transcript has a single exon. Lineage: Eukaryota; Bacillariophyta; Bacillariophyceae; Surirellales; Neidiaceae. The record is from RefSeq and is a predicted model, not a curated record.
AUGGCCGACGUUUUUCUUUCUGUCGUGGCUCUCGUCAAGGCUGGCAUUGAAUGCUGCCGAAACGCUCAAGCCUACAAGAAUGAGGCAGCCCGCAUUGGCAAGCGGCUGACACUGGUGGUGACACGGGCAAACGAAUGGAAAGUUGUUUUUGCAGGCGAAAGGAUGCGCCAUUUCCAUGAAGUUGUAAAAGACGUCUACCUCUGCUUACAAGCAGCCACUUCGCCUUCGUGCAACAAGAAACUCAAAAGGGCAAUACGAUCCGAAUUGUUGCUUGCCGAACUCCGUAGAGCAGCAAAUACUUUGGACGCAGCCUUCAAUGACCUUAAGACCGACCUUCUGAUCAACCUUCAGAUCAGCAAUCUCCUGAAAGACAAAAAUAAAGGGGUUUCCGAUUUGCUUGCCUUGAAUCAAUCAGGUCAUUACGCAACGAUCCAACAGCAGUUUGAUGAGGUCUUGAAGGACAUUCAUGAGAAUGCCGUGGAAGUUGUUGUGUCUUCGCCCUAUGAUUGCAUUGACAAUACGCUAUAUGAAGGACAUCCUGCUGCCUCUGCAGGAGGCAGGAGUGCCGUCUCACAGCAGCAGCAGCAACAACAAUUUCGCGCAUCUACCGAGGAUUUACUCGCUAUUUCGCUUACGCCAUCCUUGCUGGACUUCAGCGACGACAGUAAGAAUCUUUUGGGAGUUGGCGGCUUCGCGGAUGUGUAUUGUGGACUUUACAACAAGAAGCCGGUCGCUAUCAAACGCCUCAAGAUAAAUGAAAGCGACAUAGCCUCUCUCUCAAAAGAGCAGGUAGCCCGCGAUGUCGAAUGUCUUGCUACCGAGGCCCUCCUUACGCACAACUGUGGCACACAUUCGAAUAUCAUUAAUGUUAUUGGGUGCAUUACCACACUGAAUAAAAUUGACAGACCUGUGAUUGUCAUGGAGCUCAUGCACACUACACUUUUCCACGCCCUGCGUGAUCGAAGCCUAUCCAAUAGUCUAGGAUUUUCCCGUCUCCUCUUUCUCUUAAAAGGUAUUGCUGGAGCCUUGGAGUUCCUUCAUCUGCAAGGUAUUGUCCAUCAUGACGUCAAACCAUUAAACGUUUUACUGAACAAAGGUUUAACAGUAGCCAAGUUGGCUGACUUUGGCGAAUCGAAGGUGAAAGGCCUCCACACAACAAAAGCCCGUCUUGGUACAAUAAUGGCAUCAUCCUCUCGUCAGGGCAAACAAAUUGCAGGCACAGCCGCCUACCAAGCACCCGAGAUCCUCUCAGAAGAAGUCAGCCACACAUCGCGCGUGUGCGAGAUGUACUCCUUUGGAGUUACAGUGUGGGAAUGCAUGACUAAACAGAUUCCACACGGGGGCAAAAAGGAAUCAUCUAUAACUGUUUGGGCGAUGAAACAGAAGCACUUGCCCAUGCUUGUGGUUCCCUCCCGGCCUAGAGAACGUCUUUCUGAGAUUGAGUAUGUUUGCUGGAAAGCACUAAAGAUGAUUGCCACAUCAUGCCUUUCUCGCGACCGUACUGCAAGACCCAAUGCUUGCUUAGUGGUUACUCUCUGGCAGGACAGCAAAUAUCCACAGAUAGAGGUGCCAAUGUGUGUCCCGGAUCUGGACUCAUUGUCUACUAAUUCUGGAGUGCAUGUUGAUUCUCGGUUGUCAACUGCUCCAACCACGCAGGGCUCAACGAACCAGGAACAUGCGGGCGAUGGGCCAGACUACACCAACAGAUGUAACGCUGGAGUUACUUGGCGCAAAAUCCUGUGGGGGUUCGCAAUUGCUAUUCCUAUCCUGGGAAUCAUAGUCUUGGUUGUCUUCCUGCUGUUUCAAUCAUCUCCAGACCAACCAUCCCCACCAUUCAAUUCCACAACACAGUCCGAUAGAGAGAGCUCCAAUUCUCCGUCAACCUCCCUGCCAACCUCCCAACCACUAGCUACAGCGGAGCCCACUCCAGCGGAACCGACCCCUGCGGAACCUACUCCAGCGGAACCGACCCCUGCGGAACCUACUCCGGCUGAGCCCACUCCAGCGGAACCGACCCCUGCAGAACCGACCCCUGCGGAGCCUACUCCUGCGGAGCCCACUCCAGCGGAACCGACCCCUGCGGAGCCCACUCCAGCGGAGCCUACUCCUGCGGAACCUACUCCGGCUGAGCCCACCCCUGCGGAGCCUACUCCGGCUGAGCCCACCCCUGCAGAACCGACCCCUGCGGAGCCUACUCCUGCGGAACCUACUCCGGCGGAACCGACCCCUGCAGAACCGACCCCUGCGGAGCCUACUCCGGCUGAGCCCACUCCGGCGGAACCGACCCCUGCAGAACCUACUCCGGCUGAGCCCACUCCUGCGGAACCUACUCCGGCUGAGCCCACUCCAGCGGAACCUACUCCGGCUGAGCCCACUCCAGCGGAACCGACCCCUGCGGAGCCCACUCCAGCGGAACCGACCCCUGCGGAACCUACUCCGGCUGAGCCCACUCCAGCGGAACCGACCCCUGCGGAGCCCACUCCGGCGGAGCCUACUCCUGCGGAACCUACUCCGGCUGAGCCCACCCCUGCGGAGCCCACAAUGUAG